AUGCAACAACAAUGCGGUUUUUGCGCCGCGGUGUCCGACCUUUUCCGGAGGAUCAUGUGCUUUAAUGGCAGUAGGAGGGGCAGUGACCAGUCGUACUAUCACGAACUGGACAACGAUGACCCUCAGAUCGCACUAGUGACCGCUGAUCCCACGAACGUAUCGGCUCAUUCUCCAGAUGUGAUUUACAUUCGACUUAGAGACGACUCGCCCACAGAUGACCGGUGCAGGAGACGGUCCCGAUUGCUGUCCGAGGGCGAAGUGGUGCUACUCGAGUCGGUCGCCCAUCACGGUAAACGGUUACCCAACGGCCGAUUUCUUACCAUGCACAAGCGUAGGCGGAAAAAGCUCACCACCCGAUCCUUGUCCAACGAGAAUGCGCCGGCGUUAUUGGACGACAUUCACCACGGCCAAGUCCAGUGUGUGCUCAAGCACGUCUGGAAAUGGCCGUUCAACGCUUUUGCAUUAGACACAGCUACAGGGGGAAGAUCGCUUCCAGUACUUUGUGUUCAUCUUUUCCAUUGGUAUGGUCUAAUGGAACACUUCAAGUUGGACGUGGUCCAAGUUUGGAAACUCUUUAGUCUCAUAGAAGAAGGGUACCACAGCACAAACCCGUACCACAAUGCCAUUCACGCUACCGAUGUCACCCAGGCAAUGCAUUGUUUCCUGCAAGAAGACAAGAUCAAGAACUUCUUGACACCACUCGAAAUCAUGGCGUCUCUCAUAGCGGCCGUUGCUCACGAUCUCGACCAUCCCGGUGUCAAUCAACCGUUUCUUAUCGCGACCAGUAAUCAUUUGGCUACUCUUUAUGAGAACACCUCUGUGCUGGAGAACCACCACUGGAGGUCGGCGAUUGGUUGUCUGCUCGAAAGCCACGUAGCUGAGAAACUAAGUCCCAUAAGACAAGACCUCGAGUCGCAGAUAAGUUCACUGAUCUUGGCCACGGAUAUUACAAGACAACCGGAAUUCUUGAAGAAAUUCAACAACUAUCUGGAAAACGACGAGUUGGACAUGAAGGACCCGGAGUUGCGGCACUUCAUACUGCAGAUAGCACUAAAGUGCGCUGACAUAUCGAACCCGUGCAGGCCGUGGGACGUGAGUCGCAAAUGGAGCCUGAAGGUGUGUGACGAAUUUUUCAGACAAGGCGAUUAUGAAAGGCAGUUGGGAUUGCCGGUCACCGAUAUCUGCGACCGAUACAACAAUACAGUGCCGAAAAUCCAAACAGUGUUCUUCAAGUUCAUGGUGUUGCCGCUUUUCAAUUUGUGGCACAAGUUUUUGGACACCAAACUGUCGCACUCGAUGAUGGAAAACCUGAGGAAGAACCAACAGCAGUGGGAAGAGCUCCGGGAGCGCGAGAGCUGCGACGAGCAGCAGCUGAUCGCGGACGCCGACGACAUGAUGCUGGAACAGGAAAACGAACCGGACACGCCACAGCAGCAGAACCGCCGGGGCUCACUUCCGGCCGUCGUGCUGGAGACCGUGGACAAGAUGGGCCGUCGGCACUCGGUGCCACUGAACCUGGCCCGGGUCACCGGCCACGCGCUGCCGUGCACGAUACUGCGCCGGGAAAGCUUGCAGGGCGCGCUGCCCUCGACGUUGCUGGUGCAAGUGGAAAACCGGCGACGGUUCACGCUGGGCCAGAUCCCGUACCUGGAAGAGGAGGAGGAGGGCCUGAGCAUAUCGGUGGGCUCGUCGAGGAGCAGCGGGCUGCAACGUUCGUCGGACGGUUGCGGCGGCAGUCACAUGGACGACCGGCCGGUGAGCGCCGAGAACCUGAUACCCGAGCCCAGCAUAGCGACCAUUACCAAUACGGCAGACGCCAGCCGGCUGUGCAACGUCAUACACGGCGUCACGUCACCGGUCCUCGGGCACCAGGCCUCGUCCAGGGGGGGCCUGACCAGGCAGCAGACGUUCCCACCAAUCCAGCCGUACGUCCGGGCCCGGUACCUGUCCACCGGCGGAGACACCGCUGCACCGUGUUCGUCGUCCAGCGGCGGCACGUCGGCCGUGUCCACGGCGUCCAGCCGGACCGGUUCGACCAGCAGCGAGGGUUGUCCGUCGGCGGGCGGUGGUGGUGGUGGAGGAGCAGGCCACGGCGCUGGAGGAAACGGCACGAAGCGAGACUCGAUCCUGGACACUGACCGGGCGUUUAAGUUGGCCAGGUUUUCGUCCAACAAGGAGAAGGAAAACGUCGACCCGGCAGCAAGGACCAACGCGGAAAUCAGGCGUAACAGCAAUCACAUGAACCAGAUUUUGACAAGACGUCGAGGUUCAGCACCGGUAGGCGCUGGAAACGGUGACGGUACUGGACACCCGACACCCGGCAAGGGCCAAGAAGCGACCAUUCCAAGGCGCGGGUCGGUGCCAUCAGAUUUUUCCAAACAGAGUGCCCUUUUUAAGGUGGUGGCCACAGGGCCACUGAGCACAAAUAGCCCGAAGCAAGGCGCGAGACGUUCAUCGCUACCGUAUGAUUCCAAUAUUGGAUUAUCGAGCUCGCCUCUUGUUUCUCCUUCCCGGCCAGAGCGAAGGGGUUCGGACGGAAGCCGCCCUGGUAGCCGAAGACGGCGCAGAAAGUCAAUGAAGCGACGGAGUUCCGGCGGACCGGACGUGUUGCUGUCCACCGGCCAGUCGAUGGACUCGUUCCUGGCCCACCGCCGCGGUUCCUUGCCCGUCGAAAUACUUGCCACGUCCUUCUCGGGGCCACAUUGA
Messenger RNA from Macrosiphum euphorbiae (potato aphid), 2706 nucleotides. Lineage: Eukaryota; Metazoa; Arthropoda; Insecta; Hemiptera; Aphididae. The record is from the annotation of a GenBank genome assembly.